Durusdinium trenchii is the source of this 1606-nucleotide messenger RNA. NCBI's taxonomy places the organism in Eukaryota, Dinophyceae, Suessiales, Symbiodiniaceae. The record is from the annotation of a GenBank genome assembly.
UUUGGCUCAGCUUCUUGUGAGCCAUGGAGUUAACAAUUCCAAGCACAGUCGCGCCAGGCCUUCGCGGAGCCGCUGGCCUUCGCGGAGCCGCUGGGACGGCACAGAGCUCAAGCGCAUCGCCCAAUGGAUUUGCCCCAAAGCCUACGUUGGCGGCCCUCAGUGUGGGCACUGGAAUCUUCCUGGCUCACAAAAGGAGGCGGGCACCAAUGAAGGCAAGUGGCAAGACGCAGACUAUGGAGAGACCGCUCCUGGACAACAUGAUCACCUCGGGAGUGAAGGCAUUAGAGGCUGCGGAGCUGGGUCGGGUGAAGUCGGCUUCGGAGAAACCCAGUGACGAGAAUGGAAAUUGGGGCGGAGAGCCCCGCAUGAGGCCCCUUGCUCAAGCCAAGCAGUUCAUUGCGGACACGUUGGCUGGGGACUACGACAGAGACAGAAUAUCCAAGCUGAUUGACGACAAGAUCAACUCCAAUAAGAUUAUGAUGUUUUCAUUCUCAACAUGUCCGUUUUGCUUGAGAGCCAAACAAAUCCUGGAAGAAGACUACGGCGAGCAGUUCGAAGUGUACGAAUGUGACCUGGAGUCCGAUGGUUAUGCCGUUCGGGCUGAACUUGGACGGCGCACUGGACGCACUUCGAUGCCUUCCACUUGGCUGGGCUCAACCACCUUGCUAGGGGGCUGCAACGAUGGUGGCCUAGGAGGAGUGGCGACCCUUGACAAGGAUGGUCGUCUUGCAAGUCUGUUAGCAGAGCGGCAAAACACGAUGAGCCCUUUCCCGCCUCUACAGUGGCUUGCCUCCUUUGGUCAAUCUGACCAGCAGCAGACUGUGCAGCGCAAGAAGGCUUUGGUGGCUGCCUGUGAUGAGGCCCCAAAGAAUGGUGUUGGCGCCAGCGAACUUCUUCAGCAAAAGGUGGAAUCUGCUGCCGUAGAUUUGGAGGCUCUUUGUCCAGGGCAACCGGCCAAGACCAAGCUCAGCGGAGUCUGGGACUUGCUGUACUGCACCGCAGAGGGCGGCUCCAACGGCAAAAUUGGUCCUUUGGUGGGUGAUGUCACGCAAACGUUUGUGGAUGAGAAACGCUUCGUCAAUGCUGUUGACUUUGGCCCAUUCCGAGUGGCCCUCCAGGCCGAGAGAGAAAUCGUGGAUGACAAGCAGAUUAGGGUGAAAUUCAAGGAGACCGUGUUCUCCAUCUUCGGGCUUGAGAUCUUCCGAAAGGCGACCAAAGGUGCUGGAGUCUGGACCCAACGCUUUGUUGAUCCUGGACUCCGGGUGAUGAACACACCUUCAUUGUUUGUGCUUCGCAAGCGACGAGCGUAGGAUGUUUUCUGAUGUGAAGAUGCUGAAUUCGCGAGCUCUCAGCUACGUCGGUGCAAAGUAUUUUAAUCCAUCUGCGCCUCUCAAAGCUUUUAUGUUUUCCGCAGAUGGUCAGGGAUGCACCACAGGUGAGGACAAGCGCUCUAGCAUGCAGUAAUUUUCAACAGCUGUGCUGAAGCACCAAAGUGAGCCGCUCCAAACAUCGUGGAGCCUUGCACAUCAUGCUUGUUAUACUGGACACAGCAAGUUUUUCAUGCUGCUCAGCUGCUCACAGCUGUGGAACCUAAACCUGAGCUAGA